ACAAAUAAUUUAUUAAGAAAAACAAAUUAAGCUUGAUGGAAUUACCGGUGAAAGCUCCUAUUCCCGGUGGCCGGAAAAUCUCAUAUAGAUUAGAAACCAAGAAUCUGUCAUAUAGAUUAGGCGGAAACGCUCCAAAAUUUUCUAACUUAUGUGGGUUGUUGCGUGAGAAGGAAGAAAAGGUUAUCUUAAAAGAUGUUUCUUGUGAUGCAAGAUCCGCGGAGAUCACGGCGAUAGCGGGUCCGAGUGGGGCUGGGAAAACCACUUUGCUGGAGAUUCUCGCCGGGAAAGUUUCUCAUGGGAAAGCUUCAGGGCAAGUGCUUGUCAAUGGUAGGCCUAUGGAUGGUCCUGAGUACAGGAGGGUUUCAGGGUAUGUGCCACAAGAAGAUGCUCUGUUUCCGUUUCUUACGGUGCAAGAAACACUGACGUACAGCGCACUCUUGAGGCUGAAGACGAAGAGGAAAGAGGCUGCCGCGAAGGUGAAGAGGCUGAUUCAAGAACUCGGUCUAGAACAUGUUGCGGAUUCAAGGAUCGGUCAAGGAUCAAGAUCUGGAAUCUCUGGGGGAGAGAGAAGAAGGGUUUCUAUUGGAGUUGAGCUUGUACAUGAUCCAAAUGUUAUAUUGAUCGAUGAGCCAACCUCUGGUUUGGAUUCAGCGUCCGCUCUUCAAGUUGUGAUGCUUCUCAAAGAUAUGACGGUUAAACAAGGUAAAACCAUUGUUCUGACGAUUCACCAGCCUGGUUUUCGCAUACUCCAGCUGAUAGACCGGAUAGUGUUGCUCUCUAAUGGGCUAGUUGUUCAAAACGGAUCGGUUAAUAGCCUUCAUCAGAAGAUUAAGUUCUCCGGUCACCAGAUUCCUCGGCGGGUAAAUGUCUUGGAGUAUGCAAUUGAUAUUGCAGGGAGUCUUGAACCGAUAAGAACCCAGAGUUGCAGAGAAAUCUCAUGUUAUGGUCAUAGCAAAACAUGGAAGAGCUGCUAUAUUAACGCAGGAGGAGAGCUUCAUCAAUCUGACUCUCACAGCAACUCAGUGUUAGAGGAAGUGCAGAUACUUGGGCAAAGAUCUUGCAAGAACAUCUUCAGAACCAAGCAAUUGUUCACAACCAGAGCUUUACAAGCUUCCAUUGCCGGUCUCAUACUCGGGUCAAUUUACUUGAACGUAGGAAAUCAAAAGAAUGAAGCGAAAGUCUUGCGAACUGGGUUCUUCGCCUUUACCCUCACUUUCCUACUAUCUUCCACAACGGAGGGACUUCCAAUAUUCUUGCAAGACCGGAGAAUCCUAAUGAGAGAGACAUCGAGAAGGGCUUACAGAGUUUUGUCUUACGUUUUAGCAGAUACCCUCAUCUUCAUUCCCUUCCUAUUGAUCAUAAGCAUGCUCUUUGCUACGCCGGUUUAUUGGCUGGUCGGUCUCAGAAGAGAGCUAGACGGCUUCCUCUACUUCUCAUUGGUGAUAUGGAUUGUUCUUCUGAUGUCAAACUCCUUUGUUGCAUGUUUCAGUGCUCUUGUUCCAAACUUCAUAAUGGGGACAUCAGUGAUCUCAGGUCUUAUGGGAUCCUUUUUCCUCUUCUCUGGGUAUUUCAUCGCAAAAGAGAGGAUCCCUGUUUACUGGGAGUUCAUGCAUUAUCUCAGCCUCUUCAAGUAUCCAUUCGAAUGCCUUAUGAUCAACGAGUAUCGAGGAGACGUGUUCUUAAAGCAACAAGACCUUAAGGAGUCUCAGAAAUGGAGCAAUCUUGGUAUCAUGGCAAGUUUCAUCGUCGGGUACAGAGUCCUUGGAUUCUUCAUCUUAUGGUACAGAUGUUACAGAACAAGAAGCUAGCUUAAUAACAAUGAUCUAAUUCA
This is a messenger RNA of Arabidopsis arenosa, 1831 nucleotides long. The record is from the annotation of a GenBank genome assembly. Lineage: Eukaryota; Viridiplantae; Streptophyta; Magnoliopsida; Brassicales; Brassicaceae.